AUGGCAUCAGAGAAGAUUUGUUUAAUGAAUAUUAGUACCAGCUUUUUACAGGUAAACAAAACCGAAAGUUCAAUAGAUGUUGAAAACUUGGGUGUUUCACAAAUUGGUCCAAGACUUCUCAAUGAAAUCUUUGAUGCCAAAAUCACAGGAUUCAGCGGAGAAUUUGUGUUAGUUAAUGGGAAGUUACAACAAUCCACCUUUGAAGUGUUCAAUAUGAUUGGACAAGAACAGAAUGUUGUAGGAUACUGGACUCAAGACAAAGGUUUAUCCCGAAAUUUGGGUUCGACUAAACGAUCAACUCUCUCGAAUUCAAGUAAGUUGAAAAAUAUCAUAUGGCCUGGACACUCCAUAAAAAUACCAAAAGGUUGGAACAUACCCAAAUUGAAAGUAGGGAUCCCAAAGCAUGAGGGUUUUACUCAAUUUGUGGAGAUUCAAAGGAAUCCUUAUACAAAUGAGACAAAAUGCACAGGGUUCUCAUGUGAUGUUUUCUUAGCUACAUUAGAUGCAUUAGAUUUCGAGGUUCCUUGCGAAUUUGUCCCAUUCAUGAAUGCUGAAGGAAGGAGUGCUGGAACUUACGAUGAACUUCUUUACCAAAUUGAGGACAAGAAAGUGGAUAUUGUGGUGGGAGAUACCACAAUCGUUGCCAAUCGAACAUCAUAUGUUGAUUUUACAUUGCCAUAUUCGGAGUCAGGUGUGACCAUGCUUGUACCAAUUAAGCGUGAUAAACGCAAAAAUAUGUGGAUUUUCUUACGACCAUGGAGCUGGGUUCUUUGGUUGGCUGUCGUUAUGUAUUCUAUCUUUACUGGGAUUGCCAUACGAAUCAUUGAACAUGGCACGCCAAACACAGAAUUUCAAGGAUCAACUACACGUCAAGUCGGCUUGUCCAAGCUUGUGCCAUAUCACACCAUCCAAGAGUAUCAUAAUGCUUUGUCUAAAGGGAGUGAGAAUGGCGGAGUUGCAGCUAUCUUCGACGAAAUCCCCUACGUUAGAGUCUUCCUUGCCAAAUAUGGUUCUGAAUACAUGAUGUCUGGACCAACAUACAAGACUGAUGGAUUUGGCUUUGCAUUUCCGCUAGAAUCUCGACUGGUCUCUUAUUUUUCUACAGCGAUCUUACGUGUGAGGGAAAAUAAAACACUGGAUGAUAUUGAGAAGAGAUAUUUUGCGCAUGAACUUACUUCUCAAAGUGAUAAUGCUGAUCCAAUUGCUACUAGUAGUCCCAGCCUUGAUGUUUAUAGCUUUGGAGGUCUCUUCAUCAUCACAGGGGUCGCUACCCUAUUUGCCCUUUUCAUAUCACAAAGCUGGCUUUGGCAAAAGCCUGUUGCAAUGGCGAAAGAUUAUACACAAAAAUACCUUGCAUCUCAUUCACCAAAUAAUACAGAAGAAAUUGUCAUUCAAUCAACAACUGGGAAUGAGAUGAACGUCACUGAACAAUCCUCAGUACCGGAAGUUGAGAGUACUUCUGAGAACCCUCCUAGAAUGUCCAACCUGCAGAUUGAUGAAAAUGUUUCUGCAGAACAAGCUAAGUAA
Pistacia vera is the source of this 1527-nucleotide messenger RNA. Its product is annotated as glutamate receptor 2.9-like. NCBI's taxonomy places the organism in Eukaryota, Viridiplantae, Streptophyta, Magnoliopsida, Sapindales, Anacardiaceae. The coding region runs from base 1 to 1527 and encodes 508 amino acids. Gene Ontology annotation, cellular component: plasma membrane. The record is from RefSeq and is a predicted model, not a curated record. The transcript is spliced from 4 exons. Gene Ontology annotation, molecular function: signaling receptor activity; ligand-gated monoatomic ion channel activity.